This is a messenger RNA of Histoplasma mississippiense, 585 nucleotides long. RefSeq lists its product with no specific name. The transcript has 2 exons. The record is from RefSeq and is a predicted model, not a curated record. The coding region runs from base 1 to 585 and encodes 194 amino acids. NCBI's taxonomy places the organism in Eukaryota, Fungi, Ascomycota, Eurotiomycetes, Onygenales, Ajellomycetaceae.
AUGACAUCCUACACAAAUGGCGUCCUCGAAACUCCAGCGGAAUCCGCGGACGGGAUUGAGAUAAACUGCGACCCAAGACCGAGAGUCCGAAUUACGAACGUUGCGAUCAUCGACGCAGUGUCGGUGCCUGGCAGACAUACACACUCCUUAAAUCGAUACCAACCUCCUGGUGCCAUCUACCAUGAUCUUCUCUUGGCUAAUAACCCGCAUAAUCCAUCCGUCUCUGCAGCAAUUCAAAACAUUGGACACGCUCUGAACCUAGAACUGGAUAUCAUGAAAAAUGCGGACGACACAGGCGAGCAUUAUUGGAAGGAAAUUAUCUAUCGCCAGUUUUUAGGCUCCUUUAGAAUUCAUCAUAUUGGAGAAAGUGUUCUCCCCGAAGCUGAUGAUACACACACUAUUGAAGCUACUCUGUCCGGAAUCACUCUCCACAAUAGAGGUUUUCUUCUUAGGUUCACAUCUUCUGAUGGGUACUUUGUUUGUGCUGCUGUUACAUUCGAAGAUAUUCAGCACCUUCACCGACGUGGAGCUAUCUUUUUGAGGAACUAUGGGGGAACAUCUGAAUCCGGUGGAAACAUUACCUGA